Messenger RNA from Thrips palmi, 3598 nucleotides. RefSeq names its product diacylglycerol kinase theta. The transcript has 15 exons. NCBI's taxonomy places the organism in Eukaryota, Metazoa, Arthropoda, Insecta, Thysanoptera, Thripidae. Bases 13 to 2889 code for a protein of 958 amino acids. The record is from RefSeq and is a predicted model, not a curated record. Gene Ontology annotation, molecular function: ATP-dependent diacylglycerol kinase activity; nucleic acid binding. Gene Ontology annotation, biological process: diacylglycerol metabolic process; intracellular signal transduction; lipid phosphorylation.
GCAGCGCCUGGGAUGAUGGCGUCCGCCACGGCGCACGACGCGACGGCCACGGCCACGGCCUCGUCCACGGGCCAAGCCACCGGGACGGGCCACGGCCACAGCCUCGGACACAGCUUCACCAAGAAGACGUACCACAGGCCGACCUACUGCCACCACUGCGGGGACAUGCUGUGGGGGCUCAUCGGGCAAGGCUACAGCUGCGAAGUUUGCAACUUCGUAGUUCAUGACCGGUGCCUGAAAACGGUGAUCUCGCCGUGCUCCAGCAUCGCGGCUAUGCUUGUUAAGAACCCGGUUGCCCAUUGCUGGUCAGAGCAGUCGCACUUGAAGAGAAAGUUUUGUAACGUGUGUCGGAAAGGUUUGGGCGAUGGAAGCGCGGCGCACUGUGAGAUCUGCGAGUACUUCGUGCACCCGGAGUGCAUGGACUUGGCCGUGGCGGACUGCAAGGAGAAUGCCACCUACCUCCCGGGAAAAGACCUCUCCAUGGUGCACCACUCGCACCACUGGCGGGAAGGCAACCUGCCGGCCAACUCCAAGUGCUGCGUGUGCAAGAAGACGUGUUGGUCGGCAGAGUGCCUGGCGGGGUGCCGGUGCGAGUGGUGCGGGCUCACGUCUCACUUUUCGUGUCAAAAAUCCAUCCCGGAGGAGUGCAACUUUGGCCAGUUUCAACCCAUCUACCUGCCGCCCCACGCCGUCAGCAUACCGCGAACAGAAGUGCCUAUGGAAGCCAUCAUUGGAGUGCAGGUCCGAAGGAAAGACACCCUGUCAUCUCGCAGCAUCUCGGAGGAGUUGAGCAGCGGCGACGCGCGGCACCGGGACUCGGAUGACGUGGCCAAGGAGCCGCGCGGCAAGGAGAAGGACCGCGAGGAGCGCGACGAGGAGGUGGUCAAGGUGUACGACGGCAACAACGCGGUGCGGAAGCGGCACUUCAAGGUGGUGGCCGUGCGCAGGGACGCCACGCUACAACAGCUGCUGGUUGCGGCGCUGCGGGCCUACCACGUCACCAGGGACAGCUCGCAAUUCUACUUGACUGACCUGUACGGGCAGGAGGACGUGCCCUUGGCGGACUCAACGCCGGUGCAGAACCUCGUCAGAAAGGAAGGGAAGAGGCCUGCCAUUUUCUUGAGGUUCAAUGAGACGGACAGAGGGGAAGUGAGGGUGUACCCUGGGCGCGUGGAGGUCAACUCGGGCACCGCGUUUUGCACCGUGCCGGUGGACAGCGAGACCAGCAUGACGGAGCUGUGUGCGCAGGCGCUGGACCGCUUUGCCCUGGACAAGGCCAACACGGACGACUACCGCCUCAACCACCUUGUGUUGGAGCGGGGAGCCGUCACGGACAGGCCGAUGGAGGGCACCGAAAAGCCGUGGGAGAUCUUCAAGGAGCUGGGCAAGGAGUCGAUUCGGCAGAUGGAGCGGAUGCGGUUCUACAUCCAGCCGAAGCAGGACCCGCACGGGCCCAACAUCGCGCUGUUCGUCGGCAACCUGCCGUCCAACCUUUCGCAGCGCAACUACGAGAACCUGCUGACGGACAGGCUGGGCAUGGAGAACAAGUUCACCAGCAUAGGGCCCAUCUACUACGAGUACGGCUCCAUGGUGAUCACGUACGAGGACGCCAACAAGGCUGUGAGGGCACUUUAUAUUCUGCGGGAUUGUUUUUUUGACGAGAAACAUUUGUUGGUGAUGCUACUGCCAAAUGUGGAGCCGACCAUGGUGCCGAACGGAGUGCAACCACUCCUGGUGUUUGUCAACGUCAAGUCUGGAGGCUGCCAGGGCCUGGAGCUCAUCUCCAGCUUCAGGAAGCUGCUCAACCCCUACCAAGUGUUCGAUCUGGACAACGGCGGGCCGCUGCCAGGGCUUUACGUGUUCCGACACAUCCGCAACUACAAGAUUUUGGUUUGCGGCGGUGACGGGACCAUUGGUUGGGUGCUGCAGUGCCUCGACAACGUGGGCCAGGACUCGGAGUGCUCGUCGCCCGCCUGCGCCAUCGUACCGCUCGGGACAGGCAACGACCUGGCCCGGGUGCUGCGCUGGGGCUCGGGCUACACGGGCGGCGAGGACCCGCUCAACCUGCUGCGCGACGUGAUCGACGCGGAGGAGAUCCGGCUCGACCGCUGGACGGUCGUGUUCCACCCGGAGGACAAGGGCGACGAGAAGAGCAACGCCAACUCGACGGGGCCGGCGGUCAAGUGCCGCGUGCCCUCCGUGCAGCCCACGGGCAGCGAGGACAACACGCAGAUCUUCGUGAUGAACAACUACUUCGGCAUAGGCAUCGACGCCGACCUGUGCCUCGACUUCCACAACGCGCGCGAGGAGAACCCCAACAAGUUCAACAGCCGGCUGCACAACAAGGGAGUGUACGUCAAGAUGUCGCUGCGCAAGCUGGUGGGCCGCAAGGUGUGCAAGGACCUGCACCGCGAGGUGCGCCUGGAGGUGGACGGCAAGCACGUGGAGCUGCCGCAGGUCGAGGGCAUCAUCAUCCUCAACAUCCUCAGCUGGGGCUCUGGAGCCAAUCCGUGGGGAGGACCCGAAAAGGAGGACCAUUUUUCAAAGCCCAACCACUGGGACGGCAUGCUGGAGGUGGUGGGAGUCACGGGGGUGGUGCACCUGGGGCAGAUCCAGUCGGGGCUGCGGUCCGCCAUGAGGAUAGCUCAGGGCGGCCACAUCAAGAUCCACCUCAACUCGGACAUCCCAGUGCAGGUCGACGGGGAGCCCUGGGUCCAAAGUCCAGGGGACAUCGUAGUGCUCAAGUCUGCGCUCAAGGCCACUAUGCUGAAGAAGAUGAAGGGCAAGAUGAAGCGGCGCAACACCGACCCCUUCACGCUCCCGUCGCCCGUCAACACGGUGGCCCUGCAGCCCACCGAGGAGAACUCCUCAGAGAACAACGAGUUCUAAACGACGAAACACUCGACUUAAAUGUUAAAGAAAUAAUAAUGUUGUUUAGUACCAGAGAGUGCCGGACCGGAAGCCACCGCGCUCCCCUUCCGUCCCGUUGUCGCACACCGCGGGCAUUUCCGGUCAACAGAUCUCACCCCAAUCCCCUCCCCUUCCCCCUUUUUCCUCAAGAAAAAAUGCAUUUACCCCCUCCCUCUGUAAUGGUGCCUAUUACUUUUUAGAGAUAUGGUAUUUUGCCAGAGAGCUGCGCUAAAUGUCGAUUUAAGUUUAAGUUUACAAUCCUGAUGAAAAACAUGAUGAAUCCUUUAACUGUGUACUUAAAUGCAAGAACAUACACUAAUAUUUAGAUGCAAGAAACAUUUACAUUUUACGCAAGAAGACGCAAAUGUGCUGCACAUGGACUUCGUCACGGGGCACUGGAGUGCCACUUUUGUUUGCCAUGCGAAAACAAGCAUUUGCAUUGUUACUGUGUACUUUAAAAUUAUUUCAUUAUUAUAUAAAACUAUUCUAGUGUAGAGGUCUAAUUUGUUGGUCAUAGCAUAUUACGUGUAGAACGUGAAGUUAGAUGCGGCGUAUCCUACCGGACGAGACGAAACCCAGGCCGGCCAGCCUGGCCUCACACCGGGCGCCUUCCCGCACGCCGCGCAGGUAAGUCGUGGUCGGCCCUGCCGCCCGCCACCCCGCGCCACCGCCACCCGCACAGACACGA